GUGUCUGCGGAGCGUUUCACUGACGGCUCCGAUAAGACAGCCCUGCCCAUGAAACACACUUCUAUCACAAUAUAACAGCAUGUCUGGCCGAGGGUUUCGCGAGAGCUGAAGUCCAUACAUACUGAACAUACACACUACGUAGGAGCUGACCAUUAACUGAGAGAACAUGUGGCUGCCUAUGCUGGGAAUGACGGCCCUGCCGCAUCUGGGAGGUUUCUAUGGCGGUUAUGUAACACGCAAAGAGGUGAAGACCUGGUACACUACCCUGGAGAAACCAUCAUGGAGGCCACCAAACGCAGCAUUCCCAGUCGUGUGGACCUGUCUGUAUACAGGCAUGGGAUACGGCUCCUACCUGGUGUGGAAAGAGCUUGGAGGUUUCACUCAGGAUGCAGUGGUGCCACUGGGACUGUAUGGGCUGCAGCUCGCCCUGAACUGGGCCUGGACUCCUAUUUUCUUUGGUGCACACAAGCUGAAAUUGGCACUUAUUGAGAUCGUUGUUCUCACUGGGACUGUUGGAGCCACCAUGUUGUCGUGGUAUUCCAUCAACCGCACAGCAUCUCUGCUGCUGGCACCCUACCUGUCCUGGCUGUGCCUUGCCACCAGCCUUAACUACUGCAUAUGGAGAGACAACCCAGAGAAAAAAGAGGAGUAGUGUGUGCUGUGAACAAACUACUGACAGAUUGUGGUUCAUUGAGGACAAAUCUGAUUCAACGAUUUUGGUUAUCAGACUAUAUUUAUGAAUCAUUAUGAAUCUGAAUGUGUUAAAAUUACUCUUGUGUCUAUGAAGUUCAAGCUUAGCAUCACAGUCUUAUUUUGGUUUUAGAGCUUCGAUUGUGAGGUUGAUAUUACUAUGCUGACUAUUCAAAUACCAAUCAAUAACUGGGAAUACUUUGUUGGCUAUAAAAAUGAAAUACAACUUGGGGUAAUUUAGAAAUUGUGUUUUCAUAAUUUGUCCAUCAACCUUUUUUACAGUCCUCUGCAGCACCUGAGUUGGCGGUAUAUUACACCUGGGCAGGUGUCAUUACUCCAUCUGAGUUAAAUGCUUGACUGUACAACAACUUGCCUCUGGUACAUGUUUGUGAUAGCCCUGUUAACAGAAUACAUCCUUGCCAAAAAAAGAGUGCAUUCACUUAAAACUCUUAAAAAUAUUAUCCAGUAUAGUAAAAAUGCAAUAUUGAUUUAAAACUGCUCCUAUUUGCUUUUUUAUUGAAGAAUGUGUUUUGUUAUAUACUUUUAUGGCUCUAUUAAAAUAAAGAUUUCUAUUCAAGUUACAAUUUUAAGGGUUAUCUUUAACACAGCAUGGCAUUUUUCAUAGUAUAGGUCUGACAUAAAGAGAUCAUUUUAUCACUUGGUGAACAAAUAUGAAAGCUGUUGCAUGAAAUAUUUUAGUACUGUUUACAGUCUCAUCUUCCUGGAAAAAUCUGCACAAUCCACUAAAUGUAUAAUAACAGAAAAUGUUAAAACAUGUAUCCGGAUCACACUACAUACUGACAGAAAACUAUAGGAUUCUGAUUCUUUUCAUUAGAGGAAAUUCUGUAUUUGAGAUAAUUAUUGAAGAAUACACUAUUA
This is a messenger RNA of Scomber japonicus (chub mackerel), 1569 nucleotides long. RefSeq names its product translocator protein (gene tspo). The coding region runs from base 167 to 652 and encodes 161 amino acids. Gene Ontology annotation, cellular component: mitochondrial outer membrane. The transcript is spliced from 4 exons. Lineage: Eukaryota; Metazoa; Chordata; Actinopteri; Scombriformes; Scombridae. The record is from RefSeq and is a predicted model, not a curated record.